CCCAGAGUCAGAGCUCUUCACGGCAUUCACCUCCAACCUCAACCAAACAACCAGCAAGAUGACUAGUCUCUCCGCCAAGGACAAGGCAACAGUCCAGGCCUUCUGGUCUAAAGUGUCAGGCAAGGCCGGGGACAUCGGCGCUGAUGCUCUGUCCAGGAUGCUGGUGGUGUACCCCCAGACCAAGAUCUACUUCUCCCACUGGAAGGACUUGAGCCCCGGCUCUGCCCAGGUGAAGAAGCACGGAGCUACUGUGAUGGGUGGAGUUGCACUGGCUGUGAGCAAAAUUGACGAUAUGACAGCUGGUCUUCUGAACCUCAGCGAGCUUCACGCCUUCACUCUGCGUGUGGACCCUGCCAACUUCAAGAUUAUCGCUCACAACAUCCUUGUGGUCUUGGCCAUCAUGUUCCCCGCCGACUUCACUCCCGAGGUCCAUGUGAGCAUGGACAAGUUCCUGGCCUCCCUGGCUCGUGCCCUGUCUGAGAAGUACCGAUAAACAGCAACAUGCAGCAUGCAGCUGAAGGCGGACGGGCAGCUUGGAUAAUCCUUGUCAGUCUGAAUAUUUAAAUAAAGUAUCAAACGCAGUUGAA
Messenger RNA from Labrus bergylta (ballan wrasse), 587 nucleotides. RefSeq names its product hemoglobin embryonic subunit alpha. The record is from RefSeq and is a predicted model, not a curated record. Gene Ontology annotation, molecular function: organic acid binding; heme binding; oxygen carrier activity. Gene Ontology annotation, cellular component: haptoglobin-hemoglobin complex; blood microparticle; hemoglobin complex. Gene Ontology annotation, biological process: oxygen transport; hydrogen peroxide catabolic process. NCBI's taxonomy places the organism in Eukaryota, Metazoa, Chordata, Actinopteri, Labriformes, Labridae.